Oryza sativa Japonica Group (Japanese rice) is the source of this 1769-nucleotide messenger RNA. RefSeq names its product UDP-glucosyltransferase 29. The record is from RefSeq and is a predicted model, not a curated record. Lineage: Eukaryota; Viridiplantae; Streptophyta; Magnoliopsida; Poales; Poaceae. Gene Ontology annotation, molecular function: UDP-glycosyltransferase activity.
AUGGCGCAGGCGGAGCGCGAGCGCCUUCGCGUGCUCAUGUUCCCGUGGCUCGCGCAUGGCCACAUCAACCCUUACCUCGAGCUGGCCACCCGCCUCACCACCACCUCCUCCUCCCAGAUCGACGUCGUCGUCCACCUCGUCUCCACGCCCGUCAACCUCGCCGCCGUCGCGCACCGCCGGACCGACCGGAUCAGCCUCGUCGAGCUCCACCUCCCAGAGCUCCCCGGCCUGCCCCCGGCGCUGCACACCACCAAGCACCUCCCGCCGCGGCUCAUGCCGGCCCUCAAGCGCGCCUGCGACCUCGCCGCGCCGGCGUUCGGCGCGCUCCUCGACGAGCUGUCCCCGGACGUCGUGCUCUACGACUUCAUCCAGCCGUGGGCGCCGCUCGAGGCCGCGGCGCGCGGCGUCCCCGCCGUCCACUUCAGCACCUGCAGCGCCGCCGCCACGGCGUUCUUUUUACACUUCCUCGACGGCGGCGGCGGCGGCGGCGGUCGCGGCGCAUUCCCCUUCGAGGCCAUUAGCCUCGGCGGCGCGGAGGAGGACGCCAGGUACACCAUGCUCACCUGCCGAGACGAUGGAACCGCCCUGCUCCCCAAGGGCGAGCGCCUGCCGCUGAGCUUCGCGCGCUCGUCGGAGUUCGUCGCCGUCAAGACGUGCGUGGAGAUCGAGAGCAAGUACAUGGACUACCUGUCCAAGCUCGUAGGCAAGGAGAUCAUCCCGUGCGGCCCGUUGCUCGUGGACUCCGGCGACGUCAGCGCCGGCUCCGAGGCCGACGGCGUCAUGCGGUGGCUCGACGGGCAGGAGCCGGGCUCCGUGGUGCUCGUCUCCUUCGGCAGCGAGUACUUCAUGACGGAGAAGCAGCUGGCCGAGAUGGCGCGCGGGCUGGAGCUGAGUGGCGCCGCCUUCGUGUGGGUGGUGCGGUUCCCGCAGCAGAGCCCCGACGGCGACGAGGACGACCAUGGCGCGGCGGCGGCGCGCGCGAUGCCGCCCGGGUUCGCGCCGGCGCGCGGGCUGGUGGUGGAAGGGUGGGCGCCGCAGCGGCGCGUCCUGUCGCACCGCUCGUGCGGCGCGUUCCUGACGCACUGCGGGUGGAGCUCGGUGAUGGAGUCGAUGUCGGCGGGGGUGCCGAUGGUGGCGCUGCCGCUGCACAUCGACCAGCCGGUGGGCGCCAACCUCGCGGCGGAGCUGGGCGUCGCGGCGCGCGUGCGGCAGGAGCGGUUCGGCGAGUUCGAGGCCGAGGAGGUGGCGCGCGCGGUCCGCGCCGUGAUGCGCGGCGGCGAGGCGCUGCGCCGCCGCGCGACGGAGCUACGCGAGGUGGUGGCGCGGCGCGACGCGGAGUGCGACGAGCAGAUCGGCGCGCUGCUCCACAGGAUGGCCCGCCUCUGCGGCAAAGGCACAGGCCGUGCAGCCCAACUAGGACACUAGAUCGGGGCGUGUUGCGGGCCAGAUUCAGCAUAGUGGGCCGCGCUGUGGGAUGGGCCACGGGAUGGUUGGGUGGGCCGUGAAACCGGUCUCUUCGUAGACCUCGGUUUCAGCCCAUUUAAUCCAGCCUGACGAUCCGUUCUGCAAUUUGUGCAUCUAAACAAUCGAUCUCCCGUUGUUCUGAAUUUGUUGCAUAUGAUGUUGUUUCAAGUCAUUCUCUAUCUGCUAGUUAUAAUAAAUGUAGUGUUCAUGUAUAUAAAAAGAUGGAAUUCUGAUGGCUACCGGUUAAUAUAUUAGAGGAAAUGCUAGAACAAAUCCAGUUCAUUUCCUUCCAGGUUUUGAAUUCA